This is a messenger RNA of Harpegnathos saltator (Jerdon's jumping ant), 3865 nucleotides long. RefSeq names its product GRAM domain containing 1B. Gene Ontology annotation, cellular component: endoplasmic reticulum membrane; plasma membrane; endoplasmic reticulum-plasma membrane contact site. The record is from RefSeq and is a predicted model, not a curated record. Gene Ontology annotation, molecular function: sterol transfer activity; sterol binding. Lineage: Eukaryota; Metazoa; Arthropoda; Insecta; Hymenoptera; Formicidae. Gene Ontology annotation, biological process: intracellular sterol transport. The coding region runs from base 577 to 2814 and encodes 745 amino acids. The transcript is spliced from 13 exons.
CCAAUGAACGUAGUCGUAAAUAAAGUCUGUAUCACAUGAUUCAUGCUCGAUGCGUCGCAGCAUUUUCAAACGCGAUCGAGCGUUCUCGGGUAGGUUUUUUGUGAUGUAAUUGCAACGGUAAUAGCACCCCGAUAUCGUAGAUAACGAGAAGAAAGGUCAACAAUAAGGUCUGAUAGGAGGAUAAGGAGUGUACCGCAAUGUCCUGCGAUUGUUGUCGAGCCAUUGUCACGACACGAAGAGAUUGAUGCCAGAUGAAGUGGUGAUCCUUGCAUCUGUUUUUUAUCUGAAAUGUGUCGCUCUUAUCGGAGAAAGCUUCAAGUAUCGGUGCUGAGUGUUUGAACAAACGCUCUCUCGGCCAGCUAAAUGCAUACUAACGAUCGCACGAGAGUUGCUUUAUACGCUGUGCGGAACCUUAUAAUCUACUAUUACGUCGACUCUUCAAUUUAAACCUGUCGGCGAGUCCGUCGCAAAGCCGCCUCCGAUGUUUGACAGCUCCGAGCGUGGAAGCUUGGACGCUGACAUCGCGUGACUUGCUACUUCGAAACGGAAAACGAUUCGGCCGCGUUCGGUAUAAGCAUGAACAAAUCCGUGGAGAACCUAUUGAUAUCUAGUCAUGAGGUAAUUAGCAGCAUCAAUUCUUCCAGCUUGGGUAAUCAAAGUUCUGCAGCAAAUUUAGGAAAUAUAACGUCUACGGAAAACGCUCAAGAAACGCUCUCUGGAUCUGCUGUUGAACGUAAUAGUCCUGUGUCCAGUCCUAACUUAUCCCCACGCCCUAGUCCAAGAGCGUACAAUAGGCGAGAAUAUUCUAGAUUACAUUCUGAUUCCGCUACCAAAGAGUCACUUCGUUUAAACAAAUCGGAAGAUCAACUAUCUUCUCAGGAUCAGAUAAAUAGAUCAUCGGACUCGACCGAGCUCAGUAAGAGCUCCGUUCACGAGGGUAAAAAAGAGGCACGCAGUAGUGACCGGAGUAAGAAGAAGUCAUCCUGGUAUAAUGUGCUUUAUCCAACUUACAAGUCUCGUUCCGAAGAUUUUAAGCGAAUAUUCAAGGACGUGCCUGAUGACGAGAGGUUGGUGGUAGAUUAUUCUUGUGCUCUACAGCGUGAAAUAUUGGUACAUGGUAGACUUUAUGUAUCUCAAAAUUAUGUGUGCUUUUAUGCUAAUAUAUUUAUGUGGGAGACAUUAGUCUCCUUACGUUGGAAAGAUGUUACAUCUAUUACCAAAGAAAAAACUGCGCUUGUCAUUCCAAAUGCUAUCCUGAUAUGCACCGUUACUGACAAGUUCUUCCUAACAUCGUUUGGAGCGAGAGAUAAAACAUAUGUGAUGUUAUUUCGUGUUUGGCAAAAUGCUCUUAUUGGCGAGCCUAUGAGUAUGGCUGAAAUGUGGCAACUUGUACACGCUUGUUACGGUGAUGAAUUAGGCUUGACUUCUGACGACGAAGAUUACGUGCCACCGUUACCCGCAGCAGACGAAGAAAAGUUGUCGACUCGUCUCUCUGUAGAAUCUUUUUCUGAAGCCGAGGGAGUGACAAUGGAGAACACUGCAACCCCAGCCGCGGAUUCCGCUCCUACUGAGCUCGCUGAAUCCCAACAGCCUCAACCACCGCAGGUUCAGCAGCCUCCGUCAUUGCCCAGAUCGGAACCUGUUCUCGACCUGACGGAUUUAAGCGAUACGACGGAAAGCGAGGCCGAAAAACACGGUCUGAAAAUAAACAUGCGGAGCUCCAUGGUCUGUACCUCCCUGCAUGAAGGUCGGCAAGUUAACCAAGCGACAUUGCCUAUUCACAUCGACCAGCUAUUUACAUUACUCUUCACAAAUUCGAAAUUCUUCUUAGAUUUUCAUACUGCCCGCAAGACCACCGAUUUGAUACAAUCUGCAUGGACGCAAAACGAGCAAACUGAUCAGAAGAUGAGAACACUUUCGUUCACAGUAUUCUUGCCACAUUCUACUUUCGGCCCGAAAACAUGCCAUGUUACGGAGACACAGGUGAUGCUACCGUGUAGCAGACCGGGCCAUAAUUAUUGUAUCGACGUGGAGAACGUUAAUAGCGGUGUACCCUAUGCCGAUUCAUUCAGCGUUUUGACGCAUUAUUGUAUAAAUAGUGUUUCCGAGAACGAAACAAAUAUCACAGUUUUCUCACAGAUCAAGUACAAAAGGAAUAUGUGGGGUUUAAUGAAGACUAUGAUUGAGAAGAAUUGUUGGUCAGGCUUAGAAGAGUAUUUCAGUAGUUUAGUAAAGGCAUUAAUGAUGGAAGCCGAAGAAGGUAGUGCAAGCGGAGGCUUGAAGCGGAAAACGAGGAAACGACGGCGCGCGACGGGCGUCGGGUCCGCGUUGCAAAUUCAUGCCUCCGAACACAUAAUUACGAAUCACCAAAUCUCUCCUUCCAAUUCGCCGCACGCUCAUGGUAAAUCCGUUACUGUUAGAAGCGACACCAAUAUGAUUCUCAGCACGAUAUUGUUGAUUGCUGUGCUGUGUUUAAUGGUAAUUAACGGCUUGUUGUAUUAUAAAUUGUGGGGACUCGAAGAAGCUGCUGCGUACACUAUUAUGGAUCUACAUGUAUUAAAAAAUACGCCAAAGACUGAAGAAGACUGGAUCAAUCUUUUGCAACAGCAAGAAAGUUUGCACAAUGUAGAAAUGAGAAAAUGGCAGAGGGUUCUACAUACAGCCGCACAACUACUUAGGCAGACAGAGGAAUCUUUAACGGAACUACAAAUGAGCAUUCAUCCUACCGCAACGGAAAAGAUGUUCUCGGUGUUGAAGCCAAGUUUGAAAAAUGCCGAUUCACGUACAGAACGGCGAACCAAGACGGAAAUGUAAAAUAAUAGUUUUUGUUUUUGUUUUUACGAUUGUAAAAAUCAUGUGAGCAUUAUGCAUAAAAUAUAGUUUCGCAAAUAUUAUGGAAUUUUAACACGCAAACCGACCACGUAGAACAUCUACGGGCUGUUAAAAAAUGUGUAUUCUUCCUAUUAUUGUCACUUUAAAGUUGUUGAUGGUUCUUAUGCGCUAUAGGUGUACAGUUUUAUUGUUCGAAUAUAAUAAUCGUUACGGUAAUUUACUACGGGAGACAAUGGUGUGCAAAAAAGUUGUAUGUAGAAUCUACUUAACUAAUGAAACUUGUGAUUUUAGUUUUAGAUCAAUUAGAGUUGAUUCAGGGUUCGUAAUAUGUACAUUUUUAAUGACUAGAAUUGCGACGUUAGAGACGAGAAAACUAGAAAUAUAUAUGAGAAUGUCAGAGAUACUUGAUAAAAAUGAACAGAUGGGAAAGUUUAUUUGCUGUAAUAAUAUUCUUUAACUUAUUGGUUACAGUCUUGUAUUUACCAUUUCCUGUUUUAUAUGGAUGUGGUAUUGAAGCACCGUUCUUGGUAUUUAUUCAUUCCACAAGCAAAAUAUCGAACGUAAGGUGGACUUUUUUUAGAUGUGUAGUUUGAUAACGUUCUUCCUUCAUCUAAUUUUCAGAUGAAAUUCUUGAAACUACGUGAUUUUCCAGCAAAGUCUUUCCAUUCUUCGAUCGUCCACUUCGUAGUUCGGAUAUUUUCAUAGCAAUGUGACUUAGCAACUCUGAUUUAGUUGUAAAAAAUUCAGUAUUUUAUCUUAAAAGUAAAAUAUUUAUAGCUCGCAAUGUCAGAGUAAAAGUCAAAUUGUAAAAACCGUUCACGCACAUAAAACAUUUUCUGCGACUUCCUUUUCUUACCUCUAACGUCGUAAUUUAAAAUGAGACAUAGAGUUGUCAUUGGUAAUUCUUGAUGUCAAUAGUCUUUAAUGUCAAGAAUCUAGUGCAUAACAUAUUUGGUGUAUGAUAUUGAAUGUAAGCUUUAAAUUUAAGCAUUACGAGGUGAAUGUUACAAGCAAUAGAUGAUUUUUAGAAUGA